This is a messenger RNA of Pneumocystis jirovecii RU7, 1905 nucleotides long. RefSeq lists its product as uncharacterized. Gene Ontology annotation, biological process: negative regulation of transcription by RNA polymerase II. NCBI's taxonomy places the organism in Eukaryota, Fungi, Ascomycota, Pneumocystomycetes, Pneumocystales, Pneumocystaceae. Gene Ontology annotation, molecular function: histone deacetylase binding. The transcript has 6 exons. The record is from RefSeq and is a predicted model, not a curated record. Gene Ontology annotation, cellular component: Sin3-type complex. The coding region runs from base 1 to 1905 and encodes 634 amino acids.
AUGGCAAGAGGCCGAGGACGAGUUCAUGAGAGAGAAACAAUAGAAGAAAAAGGGAGCUCUUUAAACUCGAAUCGUGAGAAAGUAUGGCAUGGAAAACGACUGAGAAGAGGCCGUGGAAGGAGCUACAAACAGAGUCAAGAGUCAUUAUCAAAUCCAGUAUUUUCAAAUUCUCAAGUUUUUAAGAAAAAUGAAGUUUCAGUUGAUCCUUUAAGGGGUUCUAAUGGGAGCAAGAAUAACAGUGUUCCAUGCAAAUCAAGCUAUAAGCAUGCAGAAGAAAAUACACAAACUGAAGAGUCUUUGAACAUAAACCAAAUACAGCAAGAUGAUUUAAAUGAAUUAGAGGCAAUAUCUGUUUUGGAAGAGCUUUCAAACUCAGUGUCUGUAGUUGAUUCUUCAUAUAUUAAAAAAUCGCAAAAUAGCAAUUCAGAUGAUCUUUCAUCACUUAGCGAGCUUAAUGAAUCAGAAGCUGAAACCGAUAGAAUUGAAGAUAUUGAUUCUGCAUUAGAUACUCAAAAAACAACUAAAAAGUCAGUAGAACAAAAGAGUCUUGAUAUUAAUGAAUUAGCAUCAUCACAAUCUUCUGUAUUAAAUAAACAUAAGGAAAAUAAACAUGAUUUAUUAGAAGCAGCAGAAAUGUUAUCUACAUCAUCAAAUGAAUAUACAGCUUCUAAAAAAGAUUCUAAAUCUGACAUAGAUGAUGACAGCGCUCAAAGUAAAAUUAAUCCAUGUAUUGAUAAUGAAAGUACGGCAGAAGAGGAAAUAAUAGAAAGUAUUAUGGAAGAAGACGAUACUAAUAUAAAUGCAGAAGACGAUAAUUUAGAUGAAGAAAGAUAUCAAAAAAAGAAAGAUGCUAUUGCCGCUUUAACGCAGAUUGAAAUACAAUUUGCCAAACUUCGUGAUAAAUUAUAUGAAAAUCAAAUUAGCUAUUUAGAUAAAGAAGUCGACUUGGUAAAUAAAGGAAUUCAUCCUGAAUUGUCUAGUUUAAUGGAGAAAAUCACUGAAAGAAGAAAAAGAAAAUAUGAUAUUGCAGUAGCUUUUAGAGAUAUGUUAAUAAAGUCUAUUAAAGAUGAAUUUAUUGCUCAUCAAUAUGAAAUUCAGAGUAAUUUUUUGGAAUCUAAACGAAAAUUAAGAGAGAAAAUACUUUUAAGAACAGGUAAAAAAUGUUUUCAAAUAUACCAUGAACGGCGUCUUAUGGAAACGUCGUUAGUACCUGAAUAUGGAUUUUCUAUUCCUAAUAAGCGUUCAGUACAACUAAAACAUCGUAGAGCACAUGAAUUAGAGGUUACAUUUUUAGCAGGUCUUAAAGCUUAUAUUGGAUUUCCAGCUGCGCCAGAAAUAAAAAAUGCAUCUAAGGAUGAAAUAAUGCAAGAUUUAGAAGAAAUGAGAAUUAAACAUGUCUCGUCAGAUACUUUACAUAAUUUGUCUUCAUCUAAUUCCACAUUUCAAAAUGUUUUACCACAUAAUCAAGAAUUUCAUUCAAAACCAUAUUAUAAUAAUGUUCUUACUCAAUCAUCUCAUCAAAAGUCUUCACAAAGUCAUCAAUAUGCAAAUUGUCCUACUGUUUUACACUCAUUUGAUUAUUCUUCUACAAAGCAACAUUCUCUUGAUAAAUAUUCUCUUUUUAAUUGCGAUCAAAAUCAAACAUCUUCACAUGAUCAAUAUAACCGGAUAUUUGACGUAAAUGAGCGGACAUCAACAGGUAUGCAGUUAAUAAAUAAUAAUAAAUCAUUUGGCCAUUUUCAACUUAGUCCUCAAUUAAAUCAAUCUUUAUAUUAUUCUGAACCAAUGCAAAAAGACAAUCAUUUAUAUUGGAAUGAUUCUUCAUCUUUAAAGAAUGGUUUAUUGUAUCCUAUUAAAAAUUCUGGAAAUACAAAUACUGUCUCAAAUUUUCGAUUUAAUUCUUAA